This is a messenger RNA of Solea solea (common sole), 2232 nucleotides long. RefSeq names its product ATPase Na+/K+ transporting subunit beta 1a (gene atp1b1a). NCBI's taxonomy places the organism in Eukaryota, Metazoa, Chordata, Actinopteri, Pleuronectiformes, Soleidae. The transcript is spliced from 6 exons. Gene Ontology annotation, molecular function: ATPase activator activity. Gene Ontology annotation, cellular component: sodium:potassium-exchanging ATPase complex. Bases 174 to 1079 code for a protein of 301 amino acids. Gene Ontology annotation, biological process: potassium ion import across plasma membrane; intracellular potassium ion homeostasis; sodium ion export across plasma membrane. The record is from RefSeq and is a predicted model, not a curated record.
UUCCCUGAGAGAUAAAUUGUGUGUGGUACAAUUGGUCGAGACGGGUACGAGUGUGUCCUUUCGCGUUUCCUGUGAGGGACAAGCCAACAGUCUCUAACCCGCCACCACCACCGGACUCCAAAACCACCACAACACACACUAUCCUUUUGUUUUUGACCUGAGACAACGAGAACAUGGCGGGAAAUAAAGACAGUGACGGCGGAUGGGGGAAAUUUGUGUGGAAUUCAGAGAAGAGAGAGUUUCUUGGACGCACUGGAUGCAGUUGGUUUAAAAUCUUCACGUUCUACUUGGUUUUCUACGGAUGUUUGGCUGGAAUCUUCAUCGGGACCAUUCAGGCUUUGCUGCUGACUUUAAGUAACUACAAGCCCACCUACCAGGACAGAGUCGCUCCUCCAGGUCUGUCACACACCCCACGCUCAGAGAAAUCUGAAAUCGCUUACACUCGGACUGAACCGAGUACAUACAUGCCGUAUGUUAGCAGCAUGAAGAAACUCCUCGAACCGUAUGAGGCUGGCGUUCAGACUGAUGCCAUGAGAUUUGAAGACUGUGGAGGCGUUCCUAACACGUACACUGACCGUGGAAGUCUGGAUAAUGACCUAGGACAGAGGAUGGCCUGUCGUUUCAGCAAGUCUUGGCUCGGCAGUUGCUCCGGGGAGAGUGAUGACACUUUUGGGUUCAGGGAGGGAAACCCCUGCCUUAUUGUCAAGCUCAACAGGAUUGUCAACUUCAGACCAAGGGUUCCUACUAACAAUGACUCACUGCCAGCGGCUCUGCAGAUGAACCAAAAUCCCAACGUGAUCCCCAUUUACUGCAAGAACAAGAGAGAGGAGGACGUGAACAAGCUCGGACCGAUCAAUUACUUUGGCUUAGGCGGUGGCUUCCCCCUGCAUUAUUACCCGUACUACGGCAAAAUGCUGCAUCCCCAGUACCUGCAGCCCCUGGUGGCCAUUCAGUUCACCAACCUCACACUGGACGAGGAGAUCCGCAUCGAGUGCAAAGUAUACGGAGAAAACAUUGACUACAGCGAGAAGGACCGCUAUCAAGGACGUUUCGAUGUCAAGUUCACAAUCAAAUCGUGACCUCAGCCGCGACAAGCGUUCUCAUUUUAGAAACAAAUAAAAUGUAGAGAGAAUUCAGAGAGUUGAGAAAAAAACAAAAAAACACCACUAGUCUUUUGAACAUUCAUAAUAUACAGGACCUACACUUAAUCUGUGUGCUUUACACUAGGCUUUUCUGUGUGUUUGUCGAGGGUUAGAAUGUAAAAUACAAAAAGUAGCAAUAGCAAAUAUUUAUUCUACUGUAAAUGAAAAUAUUCCUUGAGCCAUGGGAUGUGUUCAUCUAUUACUGUAAAACCGCAAUUCCACUACUGACGUGUAGCGUGUUUCUGUCCCCAAAACUAUUUCAUCCUGAUGUGGUUUCUUUAUAUAUUUUUGGAGUGUCCAGUGCCGUAGUCUUGUCCUGUUGUAAUCUCCACUUGUCUUAUGUCAGCUUCGAUGGUCCAAGGUGUGUGUGCGCGCGCGUGCUCGUAUCUGUGUGCAGAUGUGUUAAGUGUAUGUGAGCGAGUGGAGUGUGCGUUAAUGUGCUCUGAUUCAUUCAAAUACAAGCAUGGUACUCUGAACCUUGAAGGCCCAUGUGUGAGUAAAUAACAGCGCUUCAUGGAAUCUUUUUGUUCUGUUUUGUUUUUGCGUCCGUGUGUGUUUCUUUAUCCGACUUGUUCAGGUUGACUGUGCAUUAUUGUUCACCGUUACUUUGCCGUUCACUUCAGCUGUAGGAUUUGAUUUGACGUUUGUGUUUGAUGCGCUUACAUCUGUUCAUUCUUAAUUCAUAGUGUAGAGCUUUGUGGGUCCAGCCUAGACGACUGUCACCUCCAUGGAAUAACAGUGGCAACUCAGUGCUUUGAAAUCUGUUUUGCUGGCGACAUCACAUGAGGUGAUGUCACUUACUAUUGAAUGUUUUAGCCAUUUUCAUGGUGGAAGAAUUUUAUAUUUAUGCAGUUGUACAUUUUUUUUCUUUCAAAGUGUAAUGUAUGAAUCCAAUACCAAAGUCGCUGGUCAAAAGGAUUGAGAAUAUCAGAGGCAAUGCAGUAUCCCGUGUAAUGAGAUGUUUAGUUGGUGUGAAAAUACUUAUUUCAGUGUUGAAGAUCAAAAACACUUGUCAGGAGUCUGCUCUUGUCACUUUAUUUAAUCUGCAAAAGGCUGAAACAAAUAAACAGAAAAAUGAGACAACUGUUAA